Messenger RNA from Mycetomoellerius zeteki, 2298 nucleotides. It is a transcript of the gene Pex16, whose product is annotated as peroxisomal biogenesis factor 16. The record is from RefSeq and is a predicted model, not a curated record. NCBI's taxonomy places the organism in Eukaryota, Metazoa, Arthropoda, Insecta, Hymenoptera, Formicidae. The coding region runs from base 278 to 2170 and encodes 630 amino acids. Gene Ontology annotation, molecular function: serine-type endopeptidase activity. The transcript is spliced from 10 exons. Gene Ontology annotation, biological process: proteolysis.
AACAGCGAUUCGUAUUGGACGAAGAAAAUCGAAUUUAAAAUCGAAAUUGAGUUCAACUCUCGGAAUCAAACAUGGCAACCCCUUAGUGUUUACUACAAUAAUUUACUUUUUUGUAAUGAAAUAAGCAGAAUUAAACAUUUAAUGUCUAUUUUUCGAUAUUUUUGUGCCAUAUAACCUGAAAGGACAGAUUGAAGGCACUCUUCUAUCGUUAUCUGACGAUACACGGCAAAAAAAAAAUUUUUAGCUGUAAAAUAUUCUAAAAUAACGUAACAACGAGAUGGCGAACCGUGUUAAUUUCACGUUAAAAAACCUAUUGACAUCGUACAAGAAUUGGAUCGUAGCGAAUCCGCAAUUAUUAACAGACAUCGAGGCUACCGUCAGAUGUUUAUCAUAUUUCAGUUUUGGACAAUUGCGCAAUUCGACUUUGGUCGUGGAAUUGAUUUAUUCCAUGCCAAAUCUGAUAGUCCUCUGCAACGAUUUGCUUAUGUACAGCAGUAAACGCCAGCACUUGAAAAUACCUCAGUUUGACUCCAAGAUAAAAAUUUGGUUGACCGUGGUGGAGUACACUGAGACUUUUCUCGAGGUAUCAGCUAAAAAAUUAUGGGGGCCAAAAGGAAAAUGGCUAAUAAUUGUAAUUAUACAGUUAUUUAAGUCUAUAUUGCGACUGCUAUUAAUUUAUGUAUAUAAGGAACGUAUAACGAAAAGCCCAGCGAUACCGCCUCUUAACAGAGAGAAAUUCAAUAAAAUCGACAAUGUGCAAUUGAAGGAAGGCUUUAUGCUGAAAAGAUCGGGCACCGUUGUUAGAAGUGUAAAGUAUUCGACUCCUAUAGAAUUACGAACAUGGAAAGCUUUGCCUCCUGUCAUAGAUGAGAACGAGAAUCUAACUAAAAUCCAGGAAUCUGACAGGGAUUUUAAACUAGCUGAGAGUCUUUAUGUGGCAAAGCCACUGCUUCAUCUAGGAUGUAUGAACAUUAGCCAAAACCAUUGGCCAUCGUGGAUAUUAUCACUUAUUAUCGAUAUAGCCAGUUUAAAUGUCUUCAAUCGUUGCGCCCGAAAAGCAUUAUUAAGUAAGGAGGAAGAAGAAGAGCUUGUGCGUCGAAGAUUGGGUUUACUGUUGUACAUUUUGAGAUCGCCGUUUUACGAUAAGUACAGCCGAAAUAAGAUAGAUGCACUGCUUGAUACGAUAUCUAAUUCCGUGCCUCUUGCCAAGUAUUUGACAAGUGCCGUUAAAAAGAAUUUACCAUAUAUGCAAAAUGCAUGUUUGUGCUCUCCUGGAACUACCUGUCCCAAUGGCUAUACUGGUGGCAUUGACAUCAGAGUAGUGAAUCCGGGAACUUCUUGCUCUACUGGAUAUACAUAUUGCUGUCCAAUCGACGAUGACGACGAUGAUGACGAUGAUGACGAUGAUGACAUUCCUUGUGGAUAUCGAAGAGUUGAAUAUGCCACGCCAGCGGGACAAGCUCCUUACGGUGCAUAUCCUUGGAUGGUGGCCAUUUUAACCAUCCAAGGUACUUAUAUCGGAGGAGGAGUGCUUGUCAGUCCAAUACAUGUUCUUACUGUCGCUCAUAAGGUGGCAGAAUAUGAUGUUGGCGAGAUUAUAGCGAGAUUAGGCGAGUGGAAUUUUAAUUCUCAAGCUGAACCUUAUCCGACUGUAGAUAUCGGCAUCUCACGAAUUUCCUUGCACCGUGAAUUUAAUUCGAAAAAUCUCCAGAACGAUAUAGCAGUGCUUAGAUUGAAUUCGCGUGCUCCUAUUGCAUCUAAUCCUAACAUUAAUACGGCAUGUUUGUCAAGUCAAACAGUUAGUCCGGGAACAAGGUGUUUGAUGUCAGGCUGGGGAAAGAAUAACUUUAACGCAAACUCCAGACAAGGUUCUCUAAAAGAGGUAGAAUUGCCCGUGUUGAGUCAGACGACUUGCCAAAAUGCCCUUCGACAGACGCGAUUAGGAACCAGCUUUGUUCUGCACGACAGUUUCAUGUGCGCAGGAGGGCAAACGAACUACGACGCAUGCACUGACGAUGGUGGUUCACCGUUGGUGUGUCCAACAUCAACCGGUCAGUAUCAAGUUGUUGGGUUGGUGACAUGGGGAAUAGGUUGUGGAAAUAGAGGAGUUCCUGGUGUAUACACUAGUUUGUCUUAUUUCCGUUCCUGGAUCUCGCAACGAUUGAAUUGAAAAUAUACAGCACAGUAUCUUAAAAAAAUUUGUAACUUAUUAAUGUAUAAUCAAUAUAAAGUAUCUUUCGAGAUAAUUGUCACAGUACUUCCGAAAUUGCAGACUAUUGUACAAGGAAAAAUUAUACA